Molecule: messenger RNA, 4840 nt
Organism: Dermacentor andersoni
Lineage: Eukaryota; Metazoa; Arthropoda; Arachnida; Ixodida; Ixodidae
Gene: Herc4
Product: HECT and RLD domain containing E3 ubiquitin ligase 4
Cellular component (GO): cytoplasm
Molecular function (GO): ubiquitin-protein transferase activity
Source: RefSeq, a predicted model, not a curated record
AGUACCAUACAAGUACUGUUACGCUCUCCGCUGCUCUCCCGUAUUCGCUCGCAUUCAUGCAGGCUCGAAGCGCUUGAAGCGUCGCAGGUACCGUAUCAUAUCGUGUCGUGCUGGGCCGUGAAACGCGACCCUCGCGAACGACACAAAUUCACAAGCACCGAUAGAUUGACGCUGCGCAUCUGGGAUGCCUUCAAAGGCUGGUACCUGCAGUUCGACACUUAAUUUUGCACUGCCAUCCAGUGGAAACAGCUGGAAGUUCUGACAUAGAGUGCCAAGUAUGAAGCGAUCCCGUUCAGAAGCAGGGACUGGUGUAGGCAGUGGGAGAACCAGUCCAUCACUGGGGCUAACACCAGGCUCAGGAGCUCCGAUGAUGCUGUAUUCUUGGGGUCUAGGGCCCAAUGGAGAGCUGGGCCUCACACAAGGAAAAGAUGGGGUGGAUACUGAGACGCCAGUGAGCCAGCCGGAGCGAGUGAGGCGUUUUGGCACACGGGCAGUGCGAGAAGUUGCUUGUGGCCACAAGCACACCCUUGUUUUGCUAGCAAGUGGAUCUGUCUACAGCUGUGGUGCCAAUGACUUCGGUCAACUAGGACAGGAUCGCUCUAUGCGCAAGCUGGAACAAGUGGCUGCCCUUGCAGCACAUGAGAUCCGAGCAGUAGCCUGUGGGGAAGCACACUCACUGGCCCUUAGUGAUGCUGGUCAAGUGUUUUCUUGGGGCUGCAACCGCAAUGGUCAACUGGGCUGUGGAACAGAGGAGGAGAGUCGUUUGCGGCCCAAAGUGAUCAAGAAGUUGGCCACCUUGCACAUUGUGCAGAUUGCAUGUGGUGCAGUGCACUGCCUUGCCUUGGCUAACAAUGGGGAGCUGUUCAGCUGGGGUGGAAAUACUUCUGGCCAACUUGGCCUUGGCAGGGACUCGACAGGAAACGAGCGAAUGCCACGUCGAGUGACCCACUUGGUAGGUGUGCCUCUUGCCCAAGUGGCCUGUGGGGCCACGCACAGUGUUGGCCUGACGCCGUCAGGUACAGUCUUUGUCUGGGGACGCAACAGCUGCGGCCAGCUAGGUUUGAGCGACCAGAGGGAUCGGGUGCACCCAACCGUGCUCAAGCCUCUCCGCUCCCAAAGAAUCAAGCACAUUUGUUGUGGAGAGAACCACACCGCCGCCCUCACUGCGGAUGGAGGUGUUUUCACAUUUGGUGCGGGCACCUAUGGGCAGCUGGGUCAUGGAGUGAAAGUGAAUGAAGCAGUACCACGGCGCGUUGUGGAACUUAUGGGCACUGCUAUCACUCAGCUUUCAUGUGGCAGGUGCCACACUGUGGCUUAUGCUCCUCAGUCGGGAAAGGUGUACGUCUUUGGCCUGGGCAUGAGUGGCCAGCUGGGAAAUGGGAUGCUAGAGUCCUCUGCCUUGCCUGUGACCGUUCCGGGAUUAUGGCAUGGUGUGGCACACCCUUCUCAAACAAACAGUUCUCCUAGUCCCCAUCCACAAACUUCGCAAAUUGCUGCUGAGGCCAUGCCUGUGGAAGACUCGUGGUCCACAAACCACUCUGAUGCGGUGUCUGGCCAAGACCAGGGCACACUUGUUCCACCUUCUGCAACCCGUGAUGAGAGGCUGACUCCUGACAAUGUUAUAGCGGCCGACCUGGCCACCUUGGACACAUCGGAUGCCGAUGACACGGAGUCCUCUCAAAGCAGUGGUGUGUCUACAGCAGACCCUGAUGCACCACUGGUGGUCUACCGAGUAAUUGCAGGAUGGGACCGCAAUUUCCUUCUUUGCCACGAAUACAAGCUUUUUACGCAGGCAGAUGCCCCUCGUCCAGUGGACCAGCGUUUCCAUCAAAAGGAAACGCAGAUCUUGAGCCUGGACAACGACAUUCUCGAACAGUUACCAUUUCUUGCAGCCACAGAACAGGUGCCCCAGGAGUUACUUGCCUAUUUGGAGACCGUUUUUGCUUCCUGUGCCUGCCUUAAUGCAUCGUACUUGAAAGAAGACGACGGACACUUCAACUGCAGUGAGCUCAACCCUGGUGUGGACUUGGAGGCAGCACGCCACGGCUUCCACUGUAUUCAGGAUGCCAAAAACCCGUCAGUGCCAGAAGUGGUGGGUGCAUGCCUUGAGGAGAUGGUCAAGGGCCUGGCUUCAGGCCCCUCAGACAUUGAGGCUAUGCGUGUCCUGCUGCUGCUGCCACAGUGCCACUUUUUCAGAAACCUUAAUCACUACCUGGAGACUCUUGUGGGCAAAUACUGUUUGUGUGUCUCCCGCCUUAGCACACGUGCUGCUGACGUCUUAAGUAAAUGGUGGUCCCUUUUGACUGAAGCUCAGUUUGAAGACCUCCUGACGAUAUUUAAGGAAUGUGUUGUUUAUAUUCUUGCCCAUCAGAUGCAGAUAAAUCUAAUUAGAUUGCAGUAUCUUCACCUGCGGUUAACUGCUCAAGAGACAAAGAAGAACCACGGACACCUCAAACUGGCCCUGGAUAUCCUAGCCAAGCUCAACAAAGUGAACAAAGAGUGUGGUGGCUUGGUUUCAUAUGAACACUUCUACAUACCUGAUGUCACUGAUAAGGUGGAUGUCCAAUUAGACUAUAUCCAGUGGAUUCAGGAGGACAGUGGGGAUAGGAGCAAUAAGGUGUACUUCUGCGACUACCCAUUUGUGUUCAACGCUCAAGCCAAGACGCUCAUUCUGCAGACAGACUCUCGUAUCCAGAUGCAGCAAGCAAUGGAAUCAGCCUGUCAGCAGACAAUUGCCAGUAUGAUUUUGCCUGUGGUGCCACCUUCUAACCCAUACUUGGUGCUGUAUGUUGGGCGGGAAAAUAUUGUUAAUGACACUCUAAACCAGCUUGCUGACCAAUCUGCUGCAGACCUCAAGAAGCCUCUAAAGGUUCAAUUUCACGGAGAAGAUGCUGUGGAUGCUGGAGGUGUUAAAAAGGAGUUCUUUCUCCUGCUGCUGAAGGAGAUCUUGGAUCCAAAGUAUGGAAUGUUCACAGAGUACCCAGAGUCCCGGUGUAUAUGGUUCAACACUCAGAGUUUUGAAGAAGAUGUCAUGUACUACCUGAUUGGCAUUGUCUGUGGUCUGGCCAUAUACAACUUCACCAUCAUAGCCCUGCCCUUCCCACUGGUUCUCUACAAGAAGCUUCUCAAGCAGAAACCAACACUGAAGGAUUUGCAAGACCUCUCCCCUACAUUAGCCAAGGGUCUGCAAAACCUGUUGGACUAUGAUGGAGACGACCUGGAAAACGCAUUUUUUCUAACGUUUGAGGUAUCAGUAGAGCACUAUGGUCACACACUUAGUCAUGAGCUCAAGAAAGGUGGCAGCCAUAUUAAGGUCACGAGAGAAAAUAGGCAGGAGUAUGUGGAUCUCUACGUGGACUUUGUCCUCAACACAUCAGUCAAACACUGCUUUGAGGCAUUUUCUCAAGGCUUCUACAAAGUCUGUAGCAGCAAAGUCCUGGACUUGUUUCACGCUCAAGAACUAAUGGUCUUGGUGGUUGGUAGUGAAAAUUACAACUGGAAUGAACUUGAAAAGAAUGCUGAAUACAAAGACGAGUUUCACAAGAACCAUCCAACUGUGAAAAUGUUCUGGCGAGUCUUUCAUAGCCUUGACUAUGAGGAGAAAAAGAAGUUUCUACUUUUCCUGACAGGAUCAGACCGAAUUCCCAUCCUUGGAAUGAGCGAGAUCAAGGUUGUCUUGCAACCAAUGAAGGUGGAUGACAGUCACCUACCUGUGGCCCACACAUGCUUCAACUUACUUGAUCUUCCAAUGUAUUCAAGCGAAGCGGUAAUGCGGGAAAAGCUGCGACUAGCCAUCCAAAAUGCCCAGGGCUUCGGUCUUGUAUAGCCUUCUUGUCUAUAUCUGAUGUCUGAGUGGGCAGUACACAAAUGGAACACCUGAGAUGUGUGUGAGCAUUUUUUUUUUCGCUUGCAUCCGUGUGGAAUGGGUGAAUAAAGCAGAUAUCUGAGCAUCACAAGUGAAUUUACUUACAGCAGCUGUAGGAGCACUGGAUAUGUUUAGCUUUGGCUCACAGAGCAGUCAUAGGCCACAGAUCCACAGGGAGUCAUAAGCACUCGCUUACAGAAAGUACUAGAAGUUACACUGUGUUUCAGUCAAGAAGACUUGCUGUGGAAUGCAGUACAGCUAAGCUUACUUGAUUUUAAAAUUUAGCCCUUGUUGCUGUCGUUAUAAAGUACACUUACCAUUGCUUAAUAUGUAAAUGAAAGUGGCACAUUGCUUGUUAAGUGCCAAAUUUAGUGAUAUAUUUUAAUACAACUGCUUUAAACAUUCUGAACACAUUUUGUUCACUGUCAAGCAGCAAUAUUGAAAUGUGUUGAUCAGUUUAGUAUUGAUAUCAGCACAUUUGUAUGUACUUCUGCAUUGAGCUGCCCAUAGGCAUUGAAGCCUCGAGCUCUUUUGUUGCACAGUGGAAAAGUUUACAGAUGCCGAUGUCGAAACGCACCGAAAAAAAAAAAAAAAAAGCCCAAAGAACUUUAUUUUAUACACUUGGCCUUAUGGGCUUAUAAUCCACUCUGUUGUGAUUGGCUAGCAGACUGCUUGUUGAUUUUCAAUUACUUUCAUUUGCUACGCUGUUCUUACUGGCAUGCAGCAUCCAUUUUAAUUUAUUUGGGUAUGCAUGAAUAACCGUGUUGAUUUUCUGAUGCUUCAUGUGUUCUUUAUGAGCCACGUGUUUUGUCUAAGGUUUUUGCGUUUGAUCAAAGUCUGGAAGUAAGGACGGCCUUUAGUUUUUUUUACUUCGUUAGAGAGUGACUGUUUGCAUGUGUGUUGCACAAGCGGCACGUUUUGUAUAAUGUUGUUGUGUUUGAUGCAAGGUUCAGAAAAUAAAGUCUUUUUCUCUAA